Messenger RNA from Helianthus annuus (common sunflower), 1390 nucleotides. Its product is annotated as 24-methylenesterol C-methyltransferase 2. The transcript has 2 exons. Gene Ontology annotation, biological process: steroid biosynthetic process. Bases 45 to 1127 code for a protein of 360 amino acids. Lineage: Eukaryota; Viridiplantae; Streptophyta; Magnoliopsida; Asterales; Asteraceae. The record is from RefSeq and is a predicted model, not a curated record. Gene Ontology annotation, molecular function: S-adenosylmethionine-dependent methyltransferase activity.
AUAACCCACACACACUCCAUCACACCCCAAACACCCCACUCCAAAUGGAUCCACUCCCCAUCAUCUUCACCGUCGUCCUCCUCGCCGGCGGCCUCUACUGGUUCGUCUUCCUCCUUGGCUCCGCCGAACAAAAGGGCAAACACGCCGUCCACCUCACCGGCGGCUCAAUCCACCAUUCCAACGUCAAAGAAACCUACAACCAGUACUGGUUCUUCUUCCGCCGCCCCAAACACAUCGAAGAAUCCGAAAACGUUCCCGCGUUUGUCGACACGUUCUACAACCUUGUCACCGACAUUUAUGAAUGGGGAUGGGGACAAUCGUUUCACUUUUCUCCGGCGAUUAAAGGUAAAUCGAACCUUGAAUCGACCAAAAUUCAUGAACAGAUGGCUGUAGAUCUGAUUGGAGUGAAGGCUGGACAGAAGAUUCUUGACGCUGGUUGCGGUGUUGGUGGUCCGAUGCGUGCGAUUGUGUCACAUUCAGGGUGUAAUGUCACCGGAAUUACCAUUAAUGAGUAUCAGGUUAAUAGAGCAAAAGCUCAUAACAAAAAAGCCGGAUUGAGUCACCUAUGCGACGUUGUUUGCGGAAACUUUUUAAACAUGCCGUUUGAGGACGAAACUUUCAACGGCGCGUACUCAAUCGAGGCGACAUGUCACGCGCCGAAGCUAGAAGAUGUGUACAGUGAAAUAUUCAGGGUAUUGAAGCCUGGAGCAAUGUACGUUUCAUACGAAUGGGUUACAACUGAGUUAUUCAAUGGUGAGGAUCCGGAACACGUGGAGGUCAUCCAGGGAAUCGAGAGAGGUGAUGCAUUGCCGGGUUUGAGAAACUAUUCAGAUAUUGCUGACGUGGCAAAGAAGGUCGGGUUUGAGGUGGUUAAAGAGAAGGAUUUGGCGAAGCCGCCAGCGGGCCCGUGGUGGUCAAGGUUGAAAAUGGGGCGGAUCGCGUAUUGGAGGAACCAUGUUGUGGUUACGGUACUUGAGGCGAUUGGUGUUGCGCCGAAAGGAACUGUUGAUGUGCAUGAGAUGUUGUUUAAGACUGCGGAUUAUCUUACUAGAGGUGGGGAGAGUGGGAUUUUUACUCCGAUGCAUAUGAUUCUUUGUAGGAAGCCAGAGAAGGUGCAGGAGAGUUGAGCGGCUUCGUUUUGAGGUUUAUUCAUGGUAUUUAUUGUUGGUUUUGGUUACUUUUUUUAGGUUUGGUAUUGGUAUGGUUUAUAUAGUUUGUUAGAGUUAUGAUUUGCUGUGUUUAAUUUGGUUACUUAUUUUGUUAAGGUUGAAAGGACUUCAUUUCACAAAACUUGCCUUAUUUACCUUACAGAAUUAGGUACUGUUAAAGUUAGAGCUUUUGUGGCAUUAAUCUUUUGAGUUAGAAAUGAUAACUUGUAGUUGAAUGAUUA